AUGCUGUCUUCUGGAUGCGUUUUGGGACGGAAUGUCCUGAUAGCAGGUCGGGGAUCAAUAGGUCUAAGCAGGCACCUGGGAACGGCAGCUGCUCGUGCCUCUUCGAGGAUACCAGGUGGCAGCGGUCCUAAACUGCGAUUUAUACUUCCGGGAGCUUUUCUGCAUGGAAGUCAUGGGUUGAAUUCGGCAACAGGGAGUGCUGGGUUCCAUACGGUUUCUGCUGUAUUGGCUGGUAACAAUAGUGCUUCUAAGACCGCAAGUGAAAGUGUGGCUAAGACUGAAUCCGACAAUGCUCAGAAGCUAGCUUCUACGGAUACAAAAACGACGACGACGACUACUCCGUCUGAAGGGAAUAAAAGUUCAAAAAGUAGUACUACGAGCUCGUAUCUUUCAGAACAACAGGAGCCGGAGGAGAAAAAGUUUCACAAUACAAUUCUGCGGCAACUUUUCAAGUAUCUAUGGCCGAAGGACAAUUUGUCUGCCAAGGUGAGAGUGGUUAUUGCCCUUUCUUUACUGGUGGGUUCGAAAGUACUCAAUGUUCAGGUGCCAUUCUUUUUUAAAGAUAUCAUUGAUAACAUGAAUGUCGACUGGACCACUCAGGUGGGUGAGGUAUCGACAGUAGUUGGUGCAAUGGUUUUGGGAUAUGGUCUUGCUAGAUUUGGAUCCGUUCUUUUUGGUGAGCUUCGAAACGCCAUUUUUGCUACAGUUGCUCAAAAGGCUAUUCGCCAGGUUGCAACAAACACUUUUGAACAUUUACUGAAAUUGGAUCUCGGGUUCCAUCUUUCGAGACAGACAGGUGCCAUGACUAGAGCCAUUGAAAGAGGUACUAAAGGUAUCAGUUAUGUCCUUACUUCAAUGGUUUUCCACAUUAUUCCUCUUACUCUUGAAAUCAGUAUUGUGAGUGGUAUACUUACCUGGAAUUAUGGAUUCCAAUUUGCAGCCAUGGCUGUAGGAACCAUGGCAGCAUAUUCCAUAUUUACAAUCAAGACGACUUCAUGGCGAUCCCAGUUUCGACGAGAUGCCAAUCGUGCCGAUAACGUGGCAGCAAAUGUUGCUCUUGACAGUUUGAUCAACUACGAAUCAGUCAAGUAUUUCAAUAACGAGAAAUUUCAAGUCGCCAAAUAUGACGUUGCUUUGAAAGAUUAUGAAAAGUCGUCAAUUAAAAUCGCCACAUCUCUGGCAUAUUUGAAUUCGGGUCAGAAUUUCAUCUUUUCCUCUGCAUUGACUGCUAUUAUGUACAUGGCAUGUUCGGGAGUGGCUGAUGGAAGUCUUAGUGUUGGUGACUUAGUUCUUGUGAACCAGUUAGUGUUCCAGCUUUCAGUACCCUUGAACUUCUUAGGUUCUGUUUACAGAGAUUUAAAACAAUCGCUUUGGGAUAUGGAAGCUCUGUUUAAGCUUCAGGAUGUCAAUGUCACUAUAAAGGAGCCAGCAGAUGCCCGACCCUACCAAUACAAGGGAGGUGAGAUCAGGUUCGAGAACGUGACUUUUGGCUACCACGCUGAUAGACCUAUUUUGAAGAAUGCCACAUUUGUCAUUCCUAGCGGCCAGAGAGUAGCACUUGUUGGAUCCAGUGGAUCUGGUAAGUCGACUAUUCUCAGACUGCUUUUCAGAUUUUACGAUGUUCAAGAAGGCCGUAUUUUAGUGGAUGGACAAGAUAUCAGAAACAUGACUUUGGAAUCUAUUAGGCAAUCUAUUGCAGUAGUCCCUCAAGACACCCCUUUAUUUAACGAUACUAUUCGAAAUAACAUUCACUAUGGAAGACUCAGUGCCACAAACGAGGAGGUAGAAGAAGUGGCCGAAAGAGCAGAGUUAGGAAAAUUAAUAAGCCAGCUUCCUGAUGGUUAUGAGACUCAGGUUGGUGAGCGUGGUCUUAUGAUUUCUGGUGGUGAGAAGCAAAGGCUGGCAAUUUCACGAGUGCUUUUAAAGAAAUCACCAAUAAUAUUCUUUGAUGAAGCGACCUCUGCACUGGAUACUGAGACUGAAAAGGCUCUAUUACAGAAUAUCAAUUAUAAUCUUAAAGAGCUGAGGGCUACAUCAGUAUUUAUUGCUCAUAGAUUGAAGACUGUAGCUGAUACUGAUAAGAUCAUUGUCCUUCGCAAUGGUACUGUGGCUGAAGAGGGCAAACACCAGGAUCUCUUACAAAAUCCCAACUCUUUGUAUUAUAAUAUGUGGAAAGCACAAGAGCAUCAUGACCACACUGAAGUAGAGGAGGGGGAGAAGCAGACCAUCGAGUCUGCCUAA
Sugiyamaella lignohabitans is the source of this 2241-nucleotide messenger RNA. RefSeq names its product ATP-binding cassette Fe/S cluster precursor transporter ATM1 (gene ATM1). Gene Ontology annotation, biological process: intracellular iron ion homeostasis; transmembrane transport. Gene Ontology annotation, molecular function: ATP hydrolysis activity; ABC-type transporter activity; ATP binding. The record is from RefSeq and is a predicted model, not a curated record. Gene Ontology annotation, cellular component: mitochondrial inner membrane. The transcript has a single exon. The coding region runs from base 1 to 2241 and encodes 746 amino acids. NCBI's taxonomy places the organism in Eukaryota, Fungi, Ascomycota, Dipodascomycetes, Dipodascales, Trichomonascaceae.